This is a messenger RNA of Podospora anserina S mat+, 945 nucleotides long. RefSeq lists its product as uncharacterized. NCBI's taxonomy places the organism in Eukaryota, Fungi, Ascomycota, Sordariomycetes, Sordariales, Podosporaceae. The record is from RefSeq and is a predicted model, not a curated record. Gene Ontology annotation, molecular function: oxidoreductase activity, acting on the aldehyde or oxo group of donors, disulfide as acceptor. The transcript has 3 exons. The coding region runs from base 1 to 945 and encodes 314 amino acids.
AUGUUCUCGCGAGCCACCCGGUUAACAAGGGCGCUGCCCAUCCGCGUUGCUGCUGCCCGCGCCAGCCCUGUCACGGCUUCGCUUGCCCGGAGGACCGUCACCACCAAUGCCGCUUCGGCGCAGGUUGAUAAGAGCUCCGUCCCCCAGUCCGAAGAUGAGCCCUUCCAUGUCACCCUUUCCGACGAGAGCUUCGAGACGUACGAGCUCGACCCCCCACCUUACCAGCUUGAGGUCACCAAGAAGCAGUUGAAGCAGAUGUAUAAGGAUAUGGUUGUCGUCAGACAAAUGGAGAUGGCUGCCGACAGACUAUACAAGGAGAAGAAGAUUCGGGGUUUCUGCCACCUCUCCACCGGUCAGGAGGCCGUCGCCGUCGGUAUCGAGCAUGCGAUCAACAAGUCGGACGAUGUCAUCACCUCUUACAGAUGCCACGGUUUCGCCUAUAUGAGAGGCGGCACUGUGCGCUCCAUCAUUGGCGAGCUUCUUGGUCGCCGUGAGGGUAUUGCGUACGGCAAGGGCGGUUCUAUGCACAUGUUCGCCAAGGGCUUUUAUGGCGGCAACGGCAUUGUCGGCGCUCAGGUGCCUGUCGGUGCCGGGUUGGCUUUUGCCCAGAAGUAUACCGGUGGCAAGAAGGCUACUGUUAUCCUGUAUGGUGAUGGUGCUUCCAACCAGGGUCAGGUGUUUGAGGCUUUCAACAUGGCCAAGCUUUGGAAGUUGCCCGCCCUUUUCGGGUGCGAGAGUGAGUUUCCAGACACUGCUACGAACAUAGGGGUCAUUGCUAACAUUGUGGCUCUCAGACAACAAGUACGGUAUGGGUACCUCCGCUGCCCGCUCCUCCGCCCUGACCGACUACUACAAGCGCGGCCAGUACAUCCCCGGUCUCAAGGUCAACGGCAUGGACGUCCUUGCGGUCAAGGCGGCCGUCCAGUACGGCAAGCAGUGGACUGA